CAACCAGCCGAAUUGACGGUCAGCAGAACGCCGGUGCGGGGUCUUGUAAAAGUUGAAUUGCCCUCCGAUGCGGAGCUUUGUGGAUAAACAGUAAGAGUAUUGGUCGAGGAGAGAUAAAUUCUCUAAUCCCCCACGCUCUGUCAAGUUGGUAGGCAUCUCGGUCAACAGCAAUUAAGAUUGAAAAUCACCACUAGAAAUGGCACAGAGAGAACGAAUCCCUUCCGCAUGGGCUGCUGCUCCCUCUACCACCUCUGAGGAAUCAUCAAUUGCUCUCGAAAGUAGCAAAGACUUGCCGUUCAAGUUCACCUUUGAGCCUCUUCGACGCAACGUCUUCCGAACCACCUUCACCUGCGAGUCUCAUCGUCUCCCGCCGUUCCCCAGCGCUGCGGUGCCUGAGAAGCGACUAGACGGGACCAAGAUUAGCGUAUCCUCGCCGUCUGCCACUGUCAAGAAGAUUGAAGUGGACGAUAUCGUUGCAACUGUAGACUGGACAGAAUCAUCCCCUUUGCUUCACAUCUCGUUUGCGGAUAGUCCCGAAACCCUGCUGCUGGAAGAUCUUCCCCACAGAGCAUAUGCUGUCGAAGGAACUGGUGUUGCUCACUACUCGCGAUAUAAUAGAGGAACCCUUCACGUUGGCCUUGGAGAAAAGAGUGCACCCAUGGACCUGUCGGGACGACGAUUCGAAAUCUCUGCCACCGAUUCCUUUGGAUACGAUGUCUACAAAACCGAUCCUUUAUACAAAAACAUUCCCCUUCUCAUCAAUGCUACCCCCAAAGGCUGCAUAGCGUUAUUCUCUACCAGCCACACACGAGGCUCGUACAAUAUCGGAUCAGAGAUGGACGGCAUGUGGGGAAGAUACAAGGUCUACCGUCAAGACUACGGAGGUCUUGAGGAAUAUAUUAUCCUUGGCAAGACUAUCAAGGAGAUUGUCACCACAUAUGCCGACAUUGUAGGCUACCCUUUGCUCGUUCCCAGAUGGGCUUUUGGAUACCUGUCUGGAGGUAUGAAAUACUCGAUGCUGGAUGAUCCUCCCGCGUCUGAGGCACUCUUAGAGCUCGCCCGCAAAAUGAAGGAGCAUGAUAUUCCCUGCUCUGCAUAUCAGAUGUCUUCGGGAUAUACGGUUGCUGAGCAGCCUCCCAAAACAAGAAACGUUUUCACUUGGAACAGGCAUCGCUUCCCGGAUCCUGAAGGUUGGAUCAAGGAGUACCACAAGAUGGGAAUGAGAUGUAUCGCCAACGUCAAGCCUUAUGUGCUAGCUAACCACCCUGAAUACGAGAAGCUCAAGGCGGCUGGUGCAUUCUUCACAGACCCAAAGACAAAGUCCACUGCCAUUGCCCGUCUUUGGAGUGCUGGUGGUGGCGAGAGCGGCGAGGGUGGUCAUAUCGAUUUUACAUCUGAGGCCGGUUUCAACUGGUGGUAUGAAGGUGUCAGAAAGCUUCGUCAAGAAGGCAUUGACUGUAUCUGGAACGACAAUAAUGAGUAUGUGAUUGGCAAUGAUGCUUGGGAAUGUGCUCUCAACCUUCCUAACCUCACUAUCCCCGAGGGAAUGGAGAAACACCCUCAAGUGGGAGUAUGGGGCCGCAACUUGCACACUCACCUGCAUGGCAAGGCUUCCCACGAUGCCCUACUCGAUGUUAUGCCAGAAGAGAGACCGUUUGUUUUGACUCGCAGCGCUACUGCUGGCACCAUGCGUUACUGCUGUAGCUCCUGGAGUGGUGAUAACACCACCAGCUGGGAAAGUCUAAAGGGCGCCAACGCUAUUUCCCUGAACGCUGGAAUGUCUCUACUGCACUGCUACGGCCAUGAUAUCGGAGGUUUCGAAGGCCCACAGCCUACGCCUGAGCUUCUUCUCAGAUGGGUACAGCAGGGCAUUUACUCUCCUCGAUUUGCCAUCAACUGUUUCAAGACUACAGAUGACAACAAUGUAGGUGAUGUUAUUGAGCCCUGGAUGCAUCCUACAAUCACACACUUGGUUCGAAAAACAAUUAAGCGCCGCUAUGCGUUGAUCCCUUACAUCUACUCGUCCAUGCUUGAAAGUCACCAAUCGGCAACACCUCCUCAACGAUGGAUAGGUUGGGGAUACGAAGCGGAUGCUGAAGUCUGGAAGAAGCCCCUAAGUGAUGGCGAAACACAGUAUUGGCUCGGAGAGGCGCUACUCGUGGGUGGUGUAUUUGAGUCGGGCGUACGUGUCGCCAAAAUGUACCUGCCUACUGGUUCCGGCUGUGAUGAUGGCUUCGUCAACAUCAACGCCCCAUAUGAGUACUACGAGGCUGGACAAUGGGUUGAUAUCGAUGCUGAGUGGCAUGGCGCAGGUAUCCCCGUCCUUGCCAAGGUUGGUUCUGCUAUUCCAGUCGGUCGCGAUGUUCAGGUUCUUUCUCCUGGCGAAAAGGAGAAUGUUGCAGAUCUUCCCCUGGAUGACUAUCGAGCCGUCGAGAUUUUCCCUCCCCAAGGUGAUGCCAAGGGCAAGAGCUAUACGGUUACAUGGUACGAAGAUGACGGCGUGUCGGUCGUUACGAAGCACAAGGUCUCGUCGUACACCAUUACUUAUACCUCCAGUUCGAGCGAAGUUAGUGUGGCCUUUAGUAGAGACGAAUCGUCCGGAUUCACCGCACCCUGGAAAACCCUGGUAGUCUUGCUUCCUGCGGGAGACGUACGCAAGGUUGUAAUCAAUGGUGGUGAAGAAGGUCAAGAAGUCAAGGAUCUAGGCCGAGACGACCUUGGUAGGGGCCGCUUCGAGCUUCUAUAA
Molecule: messenger RNA, 2746 nt
Organism: [Torrubiella] hemipterigena
Lineage: Eukaryota; Fungi; Ascomycota; Sordariomycetes; Hypocreales; Clavicipitaceae
Source: the annotation of a GenBank genome assembly